This is a messenger RNA of Neurospora tetraspora, 339 nucleotides long. RefSeq lists its product as uncharacterized. Lineage: Eukaryota; Fungi; Ascomycota; Sordariomycetes; Sordariales; Sordariaceae. The record is from RefSeq and is a predicted model, not a curated record. The transcript has 2 exons. The coding region runs from base 1 to 339 and encodes 112 amino acids.
AUGCCGUGCUCCAACUGCCAUCGUAACGGUCGAUCCUGUAUUAUCGAUCCGUCGAUAUCAAACUCGUGUAGCGAGUGUGUGCGCCGCAAGGUUUCCUGCGAUGGCGUGGACGUUGGUGCUCAGCUCGUGAAUGCCAUGGAGGAGUGUCAUCGUCUGGAGGUGGAGGAGGAUAAGCUGUUGCGGGAGAUCAUGGAGCUUCAGUCUCGCAUUUUGCGUACUCGCGAGCAGAAGCGUCAUAUGCAGAAGAGACAGAAGGAGCUCUUUGAUCGUUGUAUGGUGGAACAUGAGAAGGAGGUGCGGGAGGAACUGGAAGCUUCGGAGAGUUAUGAGGAGCAUUGA